AUGUCCUGUCAUCAAAGUGAGCGAGAGGCUGAGCUCCUCGUACGAGUGAAGGAACUCGAAGACGAGCUUGAGGCCCAACGCUUCCUGUCGACGCAGAAGGACGAACAACUACAGACGUGGCUUAUUACUGUGGAGACGACUCUUCAAAGCACCCUCGAAACCAAGGAUAGCGAGAUGGCUCAAUUACGCGCCGCUAUCGAGUACUACGAAGCUUUACUGCCGCAACAUCAACACCUCGGGCGCUCCGACGUUGAUCCCGACGUUCCGCCCCAUUUCCCUUCACCUGUGGGUUCUGACGUGGGCUCGGUGUACUCGUCACCCUCCGUGUAUAGUGCCACACCCGACGCCGGUGUAAUGUACUCGAUGUUAGAACAACUGCGACGCGACGUUUCCGCCUUCUCACCCUCUUCCGGCUCGCCCCUUUCUUCCCACAUUAUUAGCGACAAUCUUCAAACGAGCGAAGUUCACGCCGCCUUGCCGUCUCCUACUUCCGGCUCAUCUGGAGCACCGACUUCGAGCGGCGCCUCUGAGUUCGUCACUCGCAGGGCGCAAGUCGCUCUUCCCGCUCAGACCGUUCCUGCGUCAGCGACUAUCUCCGACCUUGUCGCGACCUUCAACGCACUUUCGCUCACAGCCCGCAAGCCCAACACCAAACUCUUUCCUACUCCAGAGGGCCAUGAAUUUUCUACUAUCAGCCUUUCGCCUCUGGCCCUCGUCGACGCCAACCGUCUCACCGUCUCUCGGCAGACGGGUGCCAAAUGCCGUCCUGUGCUCGAUGCCGAGAACCACCUCUUCACUCCAGGCAGCCCGGCCGUACCGAGGAAGAGAAGAAAGUCCAAACUUACACGUGGGUUAGCCGGCUUUCCUCAUCUGCGGAUUGUCGUGCGCACUCCUUAUUGGCGCGAGGCGAUGGGCUGCCGGACACCAGUCAGCCCGUGUUGGGGCAUAGGCAAAGGAGGGCGCGUUUGA
Molecule: messenger RNA, 969 nt
Organism: Peniophora sp. CBMAI 1063
Lineage: Eukaryota; Fungi; Basidiomycota; Agaricomycetes; Russulales; Peniophoraceae
Source: the annotation of a GenBank genome assembly